CUCAAUUCGAACAAUUGCCAUUUCCACUCCCAAAUCCCUAAUUUCACCUCUAAUUUUUUUCCAAAAGAAAAGCAAAAGGCUAAACCCCUGAUCCAAAAUAGUUAAACCCUGGUUCAAGACUUUUGCUUCGGCGGGAGAAGAGAACCCAUAGAAGUUUGAGGUAAGUGUUUCCGGGAGAAGAAAAUGGCGUUCGCAAACUCGGAGUUCAAAUUAUUUUCGGCAGGGUCUGGGUUUUCCGGCAAUCCUUCAUCUGAGGCCCCUCGUCGUCCCCCACCCCCGCCAGUCGAAGUGCUUGCUUCUGAGGUUUCCUCGACUGUGAAGUGCUUGCUAGAGCCUGUGAACUUGGAUGGCCUCACCUUGCUCAAGGGCCGGGUGAGUACUGAAGAGGUUCUGGGAGUUCCUGACUCUGAUUUAGUUGCUGGCGUAUAUGAAGGGGGACUGAAACUUUGGGAGGGUUCGCUUGACCUUGUUAAAGCUAUCCGGUCCGAGAUUCAUAAAGGAGAAGUGUCAUUUAGAGGGAAGAAAGUAUUAGAGCUUGGAUGCGGUCAUGGACUUCCUGGGAUUUUCGCCUGCUUAGAGGGUGCAGCAGCUGUCCACUUCCAGGAUUUCAAUGCUGAGGUCCUGCGGUGUCUCACUAUUCCAAAUGCAAAUGCCAAUCUUUCACAAACUUCACAAUCUACAGCAUCCAAGGACACCACCCUGAUUGUUGAAACGGAAGUAAAAUACUUUGCUGGUGACUGGAGCCAAGUCCAUCAGUGUCUUCCUCAUGUAUACAGCGAUGGAAAGGACGCAGACAGUAGCUUAAGGCAGAAUCCAGUUUAUGACUAUGACAUAAUACUAAUGGCCGAGACAAUUUAUGCGAUCUCGGCUCAACAAAGUCUCUAUGAACUCAUAAAGAAGUGUGUGAAACGUCCUGGCGGAGUUACAUACAUGGCAGCCAAAAAGCAUUAUUUCGGAGUUGGUGGUGGAACCCGCCAGUUUCUGUCUAUGGUGAAGAAAGAUGGUGUCAUGGAUGCAACCCUAGUUGCGGAAGUUGCAGAUGGCUCUUCGAAUGUCCGAGAAGUUUGGAAGCUGUCUAUGAAGAGUGACUCGAAGUCUUGACGUAGUUAGCUUCGUAAGUCGUCAGUAUUAUC
Molecule: messenger RNA, 1133 nt
Organism: Linum trigynum
Lineage: Eukaryota; Viridiplantae; Streptophyta; Magnoliopsida; Malpighiales; Linaceae
Source: the annotation of a GenBank genome assembly